AUGACUUGUCAAGGCGAAGUUUCGCUCGAGGUGGCGAAGUUCGGUUCUCGCAGCAUGUGCCGUCGCAAGACUGAUGGUGGUUCGCACAUGAGUCUUAGUGAGCUCCCCGUCUGCCCCACAGCUGAGACGGGGAAGAUCGUGAGGCGGCGCAGGAACCCUUCGAAAAGCCAACUGCGCACGCCAACCCGCCAACCAUCCCAGCCAGACUUCCUCCCUCAGCUACCUACCAUGGUUGAGAAGGAGCCCUUGGUAAGGCACACUAGCUUGCCGUCGAUCGUGGAUUUGAAGACCGAAGCCUUGCUUCUGUCCCGCCAGCUCCACUUGGACUUUCAUGAAGUCAAGGAUGCCGUGCAGGAGUUGCGGAAGGAGCACCCAACGCUGCCCAAUGGAGGUAUGGAGCUUCCAGCUUUCCGGCAAUGCGUUCUUCAGGCCUUUAAUGUCAAGGACAUCGACGACAGACUGCUCCAGGAUGCUUACCGACAGUGCCAGGCGGCAGAGGGCCCGGUGAGCCCGAAGCGAUUCCUCUCCUGGUACCGGGACCACAUCUUCACCUUCAUGCACGGCCAGGAGAAAAACCCGGAGAAGGAAGAUGCUGAUGCACUGACGCUUGAGCUUGCCAAGAAGCACCACUGCUCCUGCAUCGAGCUCGACAAAGUGAAGCUCAAGUUCGACCACUUCGACACCGACAAGAGUGGACUCAUCGAGUUCAACGAGUUUGAGGCGAUGAUGUACACCCUCCUGCACUGUUCCAACAAGUCAGACCUUCCCUCAAACCGCAUUGAGCGCUUCUGGCACGAGGUGGACCUUGAUGGGAAUGGCUCUGUGGACUUCACGGAGUUUACAGAGUGGUACCUGAAAUACUUCGCGCUUGCACAAGAGCACGGCCCGGUUGAGGCCUUCUACGCCUCGUUCAUGCCCAGUGUUCAGCGGUCCAACAGCCUGGGAUCCAACAAGACCGAAAGCAGCCCCACAACAGAUGUCAAGGAGGAUGCCUUGGCGAUCCUGCGGCAUCUUGUGCAGCCAGCCAGAAGUCCCAAGAGCAAACUGGAGCCCAUCGUGCACCAGAGUCGCAGCCGCAUCACCCCGAAGAGCAUGAGACGCCGUAUGACGACCGGAUGCUGCAUCGACAACGCACUCAGUUGA
Symbiodinium natans is the source of this 1143-nucleotide messenger RNA. The record is from the annotation of a GenBank genome assembly. NCBI's taxonomy places the organism in Eukaryota, Dinophyceae, Suessiales, Symbiodiniaceae.